GGAGGGGCGCGACUGUCAGUGGAAGGAGAGGGGAGGGCAGAGAGGAGAGAGGAGAGAGGAGAGAGGAGGGGGUGGGCAAACAAGACAAGGAAAUGAGCUGAGAACCAGGGUUUCUCAGUCCGACACAAUGGUUAAGAUUACUGGGUUCAGCACCCGGGAUGUGAGGUUUCCGACCUCCCUCGAUAAGACCGGCUCCGAUGCCAUGAAUGCUGCGGGCGAUUACUCUGCUGCGUACUGUAUCAUCGAAACGGACUCCUCCUACGCUGGACACGGCAUGACCUUCACUAUCGGCCGUGGAAACGAAAUUGUCUGCUCUGCAAUUGGCCUCCUUGCUCCUCUCGUGGUGGGCAAGGAUCUGGACGAGUUGACCGCCGACUGGGGCAAGACAUGGCGGUACCUUGUGUCGGACAGCCAGCUCCGCUGGAUCGGCCCGGAGAAGGGCGUCAUCCAUCUGGCUCUCGGCGCAGUGGUCAACGCCCUCUGGGAUCUGUGGGCCAAGACGCUCAACAAGCCUGUUUGGCGCAUCGUUGCCGAUAUGACGCCCGAGGAGUUUGUUCGCUGCAUUGACUUCCGGUACAUCACCGACGCCAUCACCCCGGAGGAGGCCAUUGCUCUCCUCAAGGAGGUGGAGCCCACCAAGCAGGACCGUAUCCGCGAGGCGGAACAGAGCCAGGCCGUGCCUGCCUACACCACCAGCGCUGGCUGGCUCGGGUACAGUGAGGAGAAGCUCAAGUCGCUGCUGGCCGAGAGUGUCCAGCUAGGCUACAAGCACUUCAAGUUGAAGGUCGGAGGCAGUGUUGAGGAUGACCGGAGACGUCUGAGCAUCGCCCGUGAAGCCAUCGGAUACGACAAGGGUAAUAUUCUCAUGGUUGAUGCUAACCAGGUUUGGUCCGUCCCCGAAGCUAUCACCUGGAUGCAGCAGCUCGCCGAGUUCAAGCCGUGGUUCAUUGAGGAACCUACCUCCCCCGACGAUAUCCUCGGCCACGCGGCGAUCCGGAAGGCCCUGCAGAACACCCCGCACGGCCCCAUCGGCGUGGCCACGGGCGAGAUGUGCCAGAACCGUGUGAUCUUCAAGCAGCUCCUGCAGGCGGGAGCGCUGACCGUCCUCCAGCCAGACGCAUGCCGUGUCGGCGGUGUCAACGAGGUCCUCGCCAUCCUGCUCCUGGCCCGCAAGUUCGGAGUCCCCAUCGUCCCCCACUCCGGCGGUGUCGGUCUGCCCGAGUACACCCAACACCUGAGCACCAUCGACUAUGUCGUUGUCAGCGGCAAGAAGAGCGUGCUGGAAUACGUUGACCACCUGCACGAGCACUUUGUUCAUCCCUCGAGCGUCAAGGACGGAUACUACGUCACCCCGAUGGAACCGGGAUACAGCGUCGAGAUGAAGCCCGAGAGCAUGGACGCCUUUGCCUUCCCUGGCGAGGAGGGUAAGAGCUGGUGGCGCUCGGAAGAGGCCAAGCAGAUCCUUGAGGGUCCUCGGAUAUGAUUUUGAGCAGUCUCUGUCUUUUUUUUGUGUGUUUUCCUAUCGUAUCUAAUGCCC
Messenger RNA from Penicilliopsis zonata CBS 506.65, 1537 nucleotides. RefSeq lists its product as hypothetical. The transcript is spliced from 5 exons. Gene Ontology annotation, biological process: carbohydrate catabolic process; amino acid catabolic process. Bases 128 to 1483 code for a protein of 451 amino acids. The record is from RefSeq and is a predicted model, not a curated record. NCBI's taxonomy places the organism in Eukaryota, Fungi, Ascomycota, Eurotiomycetes, Eurotiales, Aspergillaceae. Gene Ontology annotation, molecular function: magnesium ion binding; L-fuconate dehydratase activity.